AUGAACGGGUUCGAUAUUUUACAAUUAUUCAAUUUCAAACAAAGUUCACUGAAGGAUCUUGAAAACCUGAUUGGCCAAACUGAGCAAAUGUUUGUUGUUAGUUCAAAAUUGACUGGAGAAAAACUGAAAGGUCUCAGAGCUCAUCCAAUGAAUGCACAAAAUGCUUUGAUUUUUCAUAAACGUCAGAUUCACGAGUUUCACACUUUUUAUAGAAACGAGUAAGUUUUUUUGCAAAAAAAGUUAGAACAAAAUUUAUUAUUAAUUUUUUAAAGGUACAAAGUUGAUAUUGAUGAAAGCGAGCCACUUGUUUAUGAAGUAACAAACCCGAAAAUAUGGAUACCAUUUUCUCAAUUACAUUUCGAGAAAAUCAACAAAGAAGAGGCAAAUGAAGAAGAAUAA
Molecule: messenger RNA, 399 nt
Organism: Caenorhabditis angaria
Lineage: Eukaryota; Metazoa; Nematoda; Chromadorea; Rhabditida; Rhabditidae
Source: the annotation of a GenBank genome assembly